Dovyalis caffra is the source of this 423-nucleotide messenger RNA. The record is from the annotation of a GenBank genome assembly. NCBI's taxonomy places the organism in Eukaryota, Viridiplantae, Streptophyta, Magnoliopsida, Malpighiales, Salicaceae.
AUGGAGAUGGUGUCCGUGUCUUCUUCUCGGCUAUCCAUUACUGGAAAUUUCCUUCCUUCUUCUCGCCCACCCAUACUUCUCAAGUGGGGAUUUAGAAGGGAUCAGGAUGGAGGCUCAGUUACGAGUAGACUCAAGAGCCAAGCAUUUCGAAUCUUGGCAAAUCCUAAUGUAUCAGGGAACAGAAACUCACGGGAGAUCAUCAUGGUUGAUCCUUUGGAAGCCAAACGGUUAGCAGCCAAACAAAUGAAAGAAAUUCGAGCAAAAGAAAGAUUCAAGAGACGGCGCCGAAUUGAAGCGAUUAAUGGAGCAUGGGCAAUGAUUGGCCUCACAGUAGGCUUGGUCAUUGAAGGUCGCACUGGAAAAGGCAUACUGGAUCAGUUGGCUGGAUACUGGUCUGCCAUUGUCCAUUUUUUUGUGCGGUAA